AGGACUGGGCCCAAGCCUCCCUUCAUCUCCCUCCUUUUCUACGUGGCCACCGAUGGGCAGGGAGUGCUGCAGCCUCUAAUAGAAGAGAAGACUCGGCUGGCAUCGCUAAGAGGACAGACGGAGGAACUGGGGAACUUUACCAUCACCUUCCAGCAGCCCACCACUGAGGCCGGCCUGCCCCUUUAUGCCAGAUAUAAUUACCUGCAGACAAAGGCAGAAGGAUUGCAUCGCCUGACCGAUGUGGUGAAAUUGAGCCUGACUCCGCGGUUUUCCUACGCUCCGCCAGGGCUUCCCAAGCGCCACUACUUUGGCGUGGAUGCGUACCACAGCCCUGCAGGGGACAGAGAGCUACGCAGCCAGCUCCUGGUUCACCAGGUGACGGUGCCUGUGCCCUGCCGCGUGGAAGUGGCUUUUGAGUCUGGCAGCGUGGCCAACCGCCCAGAGAGGCUCCUGGCGGAGACACUGACGCAAGAGCUGGACACACAUGCGGCCGCCUUUGAGCGGCGCUUUGAGCAGACCUUUGGGCUUGCCGGCAAGGGUUUCUCGCAGCAGCAGCAGCACUUUGCCCGGGCCCUUCUCAGCAAUAUGCUGGGCGGGAUGGGCUACUUCUACGGGCACUCACUGGUGCAGUCCCCACACACAGAGGCCCCCCAACCUUACCCGGCGGGGCCUCUCUUCACAGCAGUGCCCUCCCGCUCCUUCUUUCCCCGUGGCUUCCUGUGGGAUGAAGGUUUCCACCAGCUCCUGCUGGCCCGCUGGGACCCAGCCCUCAGCCAGGAGGUGCUGGCUCACUGGUUUGAUCUCAUGAACGCUGAGGGGUGGAUACCACGCGAGCAGAUCCUGGGUGAUGAAGCCCUGGCGAAGGUGCCCCCGGAGUUUGUGGUGCAGCACAGCCAGGCGGGCAACCCUCCCACGUUUUUCUUGGCACUGCAGCAGCUGCUCAGGCAGGGGGCGGUGCAACAGGACUACCUUCAGCGCCUCUAUCCUCGUCUGCAGAGCUGGUACAGCUGGUACAAUCACACGCAAGCAGGACCCUUGCCCUAUACCUUCCGCUGGCGUGGCCGGGACCAGGACACUCAGCUUUUCCUUAACCCCAAAACCUUGACCUCUGGGCUGGAUGAUUAUCCCAGGGCCACCCACCCCUCUCUGGAUGAACGCCACCUAGAUUUGCGCUGUUGGAUGGGCAUAGCAUCAGCUGUCAUGGCCGAGGUGGCUACGCGAGUGGGAGAGCCGGCAAGUGACUAUGCACAUAUGGCUGCGAGGCUAGCGGACAAUGAGCUGCUUGAUCAGCACCACUGGGCAGAGAUGCUGGGCACUUUUGCUGACUAUGGCAACCAUACCCAGGCUGUGGCCCUGGAGCGUGAGCACCUUCGACCCCCUCCUGCUGGCCAGCCCUCACCCAUCCCAAGGCUGGUGCGAGUGGUCCGCAAGCAGCCCAGGUUGCAGUUUGUGGGAGGGGCCCUUGGUUAUGUGAGCCUUUUCCCCCUGCUGUUGCAGCUCCUGCGCCCCGAUUCCCAGCAUCUGGGCAGCCUCCUGGCCGACAUGAAGAACGAGCAGAAGCUGUGGACGCCUUUUGGCUUGCGUUCACUGUCACGCAGUAGCCCCUUCUACCUCAAGCGCAACACAGAGCAUGACCCCCCUUACUGGAGGGGAGCCAUUUGGAUCAACAUCAACUACCUCGCGGUGAAGGCCUUGAAUCACUAUAGCCAGUUAGAGGGGCCCCACCAGAAGGAGGCUGCCAGACUGUACCACGAGCUGCGUGCCAAUGUCAUUGGCAACGUCCUCCAGCAGUACCUGGACUCUGGCUAUGUUUGGGAGCAGUAUAAUGACAGCACAGGCCGGGGGCAGGGGUGUUACCCCUUCACGGGCUGGUCAGCCCUCGUUGUGCUCAUGAUGGCAGAAGAAUACUGAUAAGCAGGCUGGUGGCACCCUGCCUGGGACAGCAGUUCUGUUCUCCCUGGGAGGCCCAGCUGGAGUGGCAGAUGCAGGACUCUGGCGAAGUGACGAGGCACUGGCC
Molecule: messenger RNA, 2017 nt
Organism: Python bivittatus (Burmese python)
Lineage: Eukaryota; Metazoa; Chordata; Lepidosauria; Squamata; Pythonidae
Source: RefSeq, a predicted model, not a curated record